Leptidea sinapis is the source of this 1382-nucleotide messenger RNA. RefSeq names its product protein real-time (gene retm). Gene Ontology annotation, molecular function: phosphatidic acid transfer activity. NCBI's taxonomy places the organism in Eukaryota, Metazoa, Arthropoda, Insecta, Lepidoptera, Pieridae. Gene Ontology annotation, biological process: phospholipid transport. The transcript has 6 exons. Gene Ontology annotation, cellular component: mitochondrial intermembrane space. The coding region runs from base 264 to 1382 and encodes 372 amino acids. The record is from RefSeq and is a predicted model, not a curated record.
AGAACGUUAAAUUCUCUUUGAUUGCACCUGGUUGAUUUUAUUAGUGGUUGUGAAUGUGAAUGUCUUGUGAAUUAUUGUGAUUUGUGAAUUUAUUUUGCAUUUGCAGGAACUAGAAGAUUUGAGUGUAGUUGGAUAUAUUUUAAAUUGCAGUGAUAAUAAUAAAUGUAAAUAGACAAGUUAAUUCCUUCCUGAUAACACAAUAAUGAACUAACGAUCUUUUGCUUUUAUAUCGAUAUUUCAUGACUUAGUGAUUUAAAAUCAUCAUGGUGCAGGAAUACGUUUCUUCUGUGAGGGUUCACAAAUACCCUUUUGAAAUGGUUAUGGCGGCGUACGAGAGACGGUUCCCGAGCUGCCCACAGAUCCCGGUGGUGCUCGAGUGUGUCAUCACCGACGACAGCUGGAGUGCUGACGACUCCCAGCGGCACACAACACGCCGGUGCCAGCUCAACGUGGAGGCGCCUUAUCUGCUUAAGAAGAUGAUUGGCGUCGACUACGUGUACUUCAUCCAGAAGAACCACCUGGACCUCAAGGACAGGCAGCUGGAGAUCGAAGCCACUAACGAGACCUUCGCGAGCAGGGUCUCCGUCGUCGAGAAGUGUCGCUAUUAUGUGCACCCCGAGAAUGCUGACUGGACCUGCUUUGAGCAGAGCGCGCUGCUCGAUGUAAAGAACUUCUUCGGGUUGGAGAGUACGGUGGAGAAGAUUGCGAUGAAGCAGUAUGCCGCCAACAUCUCUAAAGGCAAAGAGCUGAUCGAGUCGUUCAUGGCCGAGGUUCACGCGGACGGCGUGCGCGAGUUGCCGGUGUGGCGGACGUCCGACCCGCGCGGGAACCGCGAGCUACGCCGCGUGGUGUCGCGCGGGACUGAGCCACUCUCGCCUCGCCCCGCCGCCGACGCUAAGAAGCACUCCGUGCCCGGUCCAUCCAGCAGACAGAGUGCCCUUAGCACUAUAACGUCCAGUAGAUUAUCCAGAACCCAAAGCAAAUCUACACUAGGCAGAGACAUUAACCCAUCCCGACACUCAUGCUUACACCUAGCCGAUAAGAAACCCAGCAAAAUCCUCCGCAUUCACAGAAGCAAAACGAAGCUUGAUGACACUCAUGUGAGAGCAAAGGAAAUCGAGCACAUGAAGGAUUCGUCAUCUUUUGUCGAUGAAGACUCUUUGAAGGAUUAUUUGGAAAAGCCGAAAGUAGAUGAAACUGUGUCGGAAUUAAGUAGUAAGGCUUGUCCUUGUUCAUUGAUGCCAAAUACUGACGCCAAUGUGCCUUAUAUAGUCACAAGAUACGACAAUUUGGUUGUAGUAUUGACAUGUGCCGUGAUUUUAAUUUAUCUAUUGUCGACUCCUCUUUCCCUGCUGUUCGGUACGCGUAGAGAUAGGAAUUAA